Glossina fuscipes is the source of this 775-nucleotide messenger RNA. It is a transcript of the gene RpL9, whose product is annotated as 60S ribosomal protein L9. Gene Ontology annotation, cellular component: cytosolic large ribosomal subunit; ribosome. Gene Ontology annotation, molecular function: rRNA binding; structural constituent of ribosome. The record is from RefSeq and is a predicted model, not a curated record. The transcript has 3 exons. Gene Ontology annotation, biological process: cytoplasmic translation. NCBI's taxonomy places the organism in Eukaryota, Metazoa, Arthropoda, Insecta, Diptera, Glossinidae. The coding region runs from base 147 to 719 and encodes 190 amino acids.
UCAGUCAAAAAAUUAUUUACUAUAUAAGAGUACAAUUAAACGACCAGCUUUGUGCAAUAGUUUGAGAUUGAAAUAUGUUUCAUGAAUAUAAAUAACAAUACUAACCCUAGACCAAUUAUUCGCAAUUCUAAGAGUGCAAUGUAAAUAUGAGGACGAUAAACUCAAAUCAAUGUGUCAAGAUUCCCAAGGACAUAAAGGCGUCUGUAAAGGCUCGUGUUGUCACCAUUACAGGUCCAAGGGGAACGUUGAAGCGUAGUUUUAAACAUCUGGCUUUGGAUAUGUAUAUGGUUAACAAACGUACCCUUAAAGUUGAAAAGUGGUUUGGCUCAAAGAAAGAAUUAGCUGCUGUUCGUACGGUAUGCAGUCAUAUUGAAAAUUUAAUCAAAGGUGUAACAGUGGGUUUCCAAUAUAAAAUGCGUGCCGUGUACGCCCAUUUCCCCAUUAACUGUGUCACCUCUGAAAAUAAUUCCGUUAUUGAAAUUCGUAACUUUUUGGGUGAAAAGUACAUUCGCCGCGUUCAAAUGGCUCCUGGUGUGACCGUUGUUAACUCUACGGCUCAAAAAGAUGAACUUAUCGUUGAGGGUAAUGAUAUUGAAGCUGUCUCCGGAUCAGCAGCUUUAAUUCAACAAUCCACGACAGUUAAAAACAAAGACAUUCGAAAGUUUUUGGAUGGUUUAUACGUUUCCGAGAAAACUACCGUAGUAAAAGAAGAAAUAUAAAGUGUUUUUCUUGAUUACAAAAAAAUAAAAUUCGGAAAGUUGUUAGUUCAUUAUAA